CGACGCGCUACAGCUGUCACCGUACGUGGCAAGUUUUUGACAGUCUUUUGCGGCACGUACUCGGUUAGUUGAGACAAUGUAAAUUAAAAUCCUGUUUUCCCGGACCGCGUUCUGGAUUGACAUAGUAAAAACGAUGUCGAAGACGAAAGCGAUUCCGCAUAACCUCAUUCAGUGGGAUCAGGGUGACGAUUCUCUGGCCCCGCUUACGGAUCGUCAGAAGGAUUGUCUGACGAAUCUGGAGAUUGCCGUAACCUCGUCCUUUCCGUCGUCAAAUUUGCAAAUCGACGCGAUCGACGAGGAGAAGUCGCGAACAGAAGACUCCGAGGAAGACUCGGUCGCGAUAGAGAAGUAUCAGGACCUGCUUCAGCACUAUCUGUCCCUGGAAAGGAGACACGCGUCUCUUUACGACAUGAAGUACAACGUGUAUCUCGACGAGCUCAAGUCGAGACAGUCCGAGUGCCAGGAGAUCUGUUCGCAGAUAGAGGAGGCGUUGGACGACUUCUUCGCGCUCUACAAACAAUACACCGAGGUCUCGAACAAGACCACUUCUCUGUACGAGGCCAGCGAGCAACUCAUCUCCGAUCAGAAGCAACUGAACGCGAGAAUCGACAGCAUCACGGAAUACGUGAGAUAUUUCAAGGAGAUCGACGUGAUCAUAGAGAAAUUGGACGCGCCCACCUUGUCCGUAAACAGCGAAAUGUUCUUCAACAUAUUAGACAGGAUCGACACGAAUAUAGACUUCGUACAGAACAACUCGUCGUUCAACGAGAGCGGUGUGUACCUGGUGCGUUACAGACACUGCCAGUCGAAGGCGAUCGCGUUGAUACAAAACUACAUCUUCAAUCUGUUCUCCAAAACCACGGAGAGCAUCUUGAACACGAAGGACAGUGCGGGCUCGUCCGAGAACAAUAACACGGCCUUCGCACUGUUCUACGGCAGAUUUCGGACGAUAUUGGCCAAAACCAAACCGGUUAUCGAACAGGUCGAGAACAAAUCGUACAAGAGACAAGAGUACGACAGUUUGUUGCUCGAGUGUCAUCAGUAUUAUUGGAGCCAGCGCGGGCUACUGCUGAGCACAAGCAUACAGAAAUCUCUCAACUCCGUCAAGGAGAAAUACAACGGUGAUCAUUGCAGUUUGGUGCGACACUCCUGCGCGUUGUUUUUACACACGUCGAUAGACGAGCACAAGUUGUUCUACGAAUUCUUCUCGAAGCAAUCGAGCGGACUGACCGCCUAUCUCGAGAGCCUUUGCACCUCCCUGUACGACGCACUCAGGCCCUUCAUAAUACACAUCAAUCAUCUCGAGACACUCGCGGAAAUCUGCUGCAUCUUGCGAAUCGAGAUGUUGGACGAAUACGUGCAGAAUAAUUUCGAACCGCUCGAGGGCUUCGGCAACAUAUGUCUGCAAUUGUUGCACGAUGUUCAGGAGAGACUUGUGUUCCGUGCGCACUUGUAUCUGCAAUCGGACGUUCUCAAUUACAAUCCCUCGUCGGGAGAUCUGGCUUAUCCGGAAAAACUGAAGAUGAUGGAAGACAUCGCUGAGUCAAUUCGGGAAGAGACUCGACAGACUCGCAUGAAGAGAAUCUCGGUGUCGUCCACCGACAGUUCCGUUCUUGAACCGGUCUCGCGCAAUCACAUAGUCAUCGAUUCGAUCUACCAGAAGACCCACAUGGGCAGUUCCCCGGCCGAUCUGCACGCCAUGUGGUAUCCCACGGUUCGCCGAACUCUCGUUUGUCUGUCCAGGCUCUACCGUUGUCUGGACAGAUCUGUGUUCCAGUCGCUCAGCCAGGAAGCGAUUUCCCACUGCGUGCAGAGCAUCGAGAACGCCCGGCAGGAGAUCGAGAAGCGAGCGAGCGUUCUGGACGCCGAAUUGUUUCAGAUCAAACAUCUGUUGAUUCUCAGGGAACAGAUCGCGCCGUUUCAGGUCGACUUUACCAUCAAAGAGUACAGCUUCGACUUCUCCAAGGUGAAGACCGCCGCUUUCGGACUGCUCGAGAAGAGUUCCCGGCUCUUCAGUUUGUCACUGUCGAACAACGCUCUGCUGGAGUUCCUGCUGGAAGGCGCGCCUCAGAUGAAGGAACAGCUGAUCGACUCGAGGAAGCACGUGGACGCGAAGCUCAAGUUCGCGUGUCAGCGAUUGAUACAGCACGCGACUUACUUACUGAUUUAUCCCAUUAUCAAGUUGCUGGAGAAGGAGAGAAUUCACGAGGCGAGCAAGAGCCAGCAAGAGAAUCCGCUGGGCACCGCGCAGGAAGUUGCGACAACGGUGGCCGAUGUGUUGAGGAUAAUAAAGUUCAAAUGUCCGGAGAUACAGCAGUCGAUGCAGCUUUAUCUGGCCAAUAAAGAAACCGAAUUCAUUUUGUUCAAACCGGUAAAGAACAACAUUUGCGCCGCGUUCACGCAGCUCCAUCAAAUAUUGAGCAAGUAUUACAACUCGGAGAAUCUCUUGCUGAUCGCGUGCCCGUUGCCGGAACAAAUUUCCGUUAUGUUGAGCUCGACGACGUUGGUUCAGGGAAAAUCGAAUCGGGAAUCCCAAUCGGGAACCCUGAAGCGAUCGCAAUCGGUCACCAAGCAAGAAGUAUAAAGUAAAAAACAUAUGUUCCCCUGUGGUGUUUGUUUAUUUUUAUUUUUUUUUUUUUAAUUCGUUGAAAUCAAAACUCGUUUUCGUACACAGGUAGGUGUGUGCGUUUUUGUAAAAAAAAAAAAAAAAAAAAA
Molecule: messenger RNA, 2715 nt
Organism: Pseudomyrmex gracilis
Lineage: Eukaryota; Metazoa; Arthropoda; Insecta; Hymenoptera; Formicidae
Gene: Cog3
Product: conserved oligomeric Golgi complex subunit 3
Exons: 2
Coding region: 134-2584 (816 amino acids)
Biological process (GO): intracellular protein transport; Golgi organization; intra-Golgi vesicle-mediated transport
Cellular component (GO): COG complex; cis-Golgi network; membrane
Source: RefSeq, a predicted model, not a curated record